GUAAUGCUUCAUAUCAAAACUGAACAACUUGACAAAAGUCAGAAAAUUCAUUUGUCGCUUCAUGUUUUACAUGGACCGAAAUGGCAUUUUGUCUCAUUUUUAACAAGCCAUUACAGAUUACAUACUACUUUUCCCCAAGUAACAGUCACAUCAUCAGAUAGGAGACAAAUUGGGCUUUACAAUGGUGUAUACACUUUAUACCAGGCAUGUUUCAUAUCAAAACUGAACAACUUGACAAAAGUCAGAAAAUUCAGUCGUCGCUACAGGUUUCACAUGGACCGAAAUGUCAUUUUGUCUCAUUUUUAACAAGCCAUUACAGAAAAUAUACUACUUUUCCCCAAGAAACAGUCACAUCAUUAGAUAGGAGACAAACUGGGCUUUCAAAUGGUGUAUAAACUUUAUACCAGUCAUGUUUCAUAUCAAAACUGAACAACUUGACAAAAUGAGAAAAUUUGGUAAAUAUAGCCACAGUGGAUUGAAAAUUGGAUACAAAAAGGGGUGUACUUUUGUCACGUUUUUUUCAAAAACAACGAUGACUCAACAUAUUAAGCCUAACUUAGUGAAUAAAUGUGUACUCAAAGGUGUCAUGAAUAGGUUCAAAGUCCUGAAAUUCAGUGUUGAAAUGAAGAAAAUUGACGAGCAAAAAAAAAUAAUGGCGGAUUUGGAUUUUCACGAUGUAAAUCAAUAUCGUGACCAAUUUAGGUAAUUUGAUGCCUAUUAAACAAGUUCUAUACUAAAAUGAAGUAAAUGUCAAAUGUCUUACCAAUAUUUGUGAAGGUUAGUUGGGUUUCAUUGCGGAAAUAAGAGUAGAAUCUACGAGGCUUCAACUUGGGACAUUAUUUUUUCCCCGUUGCGUCAACUUCCGGUUCUUCGCCAAGCCGAGGCCACCAUUUAACACGGCGCCAAUGGCUCGUUGCAUACCCAUCUGAUAGAGCCCAUGG
Owenia fusiformis is the source of this 941-nucleotide messenger RNA. The record is from the annotation of a GenBank genome assembly. Lineage: Eukaryota; Metazoa; Annelida; Polychaeta; Sabellida; Oweniidae.